Messenger RNA from Mandrillus leucophaeus (drill), 1220 nucleotides. It is a transcript of the gene PSPN, whose product is annotated as persephin. NCBI's taxonomy places the organism in Eukaryota, Metazoa, Chordata, Mammalia, Primates, Cercopithecidae. The transcript is spliced from 2 exons. The coding region runs from base 603 to 1220 and encodes 205 amino acids. Gene Ontology annotation, molecular function: growth factor activity; receptor tyrosine kinase binding; glial cell-derived neurotrophic factor receptor binding. The record is from RefSeq and is a predicted model, not a curated record.
UGGAGAGCCCUUAUCCUCCCUGGCUGCAUCAUGCUAGACAUUACCAUGACCUGGACAGCCUCCAUCACCCCAGGGGCUCUGACACGCUCAGAUCCCAGGAUGGGGCUGCAGUUAUGGGGGUCUUAGGUUGGCCUUCCCGAGACAGGCAUCCCUGUCCCCUUAUGUCCCCACCCUUGGCUGUCCCCAGGCCUCUCCCUUUUCCUGUUUUGAUGCUGGCUCAGCCAGGCCCGGAGACAGGGGCAUGAUGUCCUAAUCCUCCCGGCGGGAGCCACCACGGAGAGCUCCUGUGGCCUCGGUCCCCUGCCAACCCACCUUUCCCUGCACUCACAUACGCCCCACCUGGCACAUGAUACAUGUGGGGGCUCCUGAGCCCCAGCACCCUGACUUAGUGGGGAGGGACCCCAAUGGGGUCCCACGAAGCCCCCCGACUUCUGCUCCAGGCAGCAGGUCGGGGGAACACCAGUUGCCUGCCCUGGCUGCCAGCACAGCACUCGUAAAUCAGGGGGUGUCUGGGGCGUAGGAAAUGGGUGUGUGGAAUGUCGGGGUGGGGUAGGCUGGGGGUGAGCCCUUAACUCUUAGAGGGGUGGGGUGUGGGGCAGGAGAUGCCUGGAUCCCAGGGUGCGGGAGAUGGGCUGGUGCAGACGUGGGGCCUCCUGGCUGCAGGGGCCGGCAGUGAAGAGGUUAGCUCCCAGCCCAGGCAGGGCAUAAAUUCGGGGCACAGCUCCCACCCUCAGGACCUGCCCAUCACAAUGGCUGUGGGGAAGGUCCUGCUGGGCUCUCUGCUGCUUCUGUCCCUGCAGCUGGGACAGGGCUGGGGCCCUGAUGCCCGUGGGGCUCCGGUGGCCGAUGGAGUGUUCUCGUCUGAGCAGGUGGCAAAGGCUGGAGGGACCUGGCUGGGCACCCACCGCCCCCUUGCCCGCCUGCGCCGAGCCCCGUCCGGUCCAUGCCAGCUGUGGAGCCUGACCCUAUCGGUGGCAGAGCUGGGCCUGGGCUACGCCUCAGAGGAGAAGGUCAUCUUCCGCUACUGCGCCGGCAGCUGCCCCCGUGGUGCCCGCACCCAGCAUGGCCUGGCGCUGGCCCGGCUGCAGGGCCAGGGCCGAGCCCACGGCGGGCCCUGCUGCUGGCCCACUCGCUACACCGACGUGGCCUUUCUUGACGACCGCCACCGCUGGCAGCGGCUGCCCCAGCUCUCGGCGGCUGCCUGCGGCUGUGGCGGCUGA